Molecule: messenger RNA, 1437 nt
Organism: Mizuhopecten yessoensis (Yesso scallop)
Lineage: Eukaryota; Metazoa; Mollusca; Bivalvia; Pectinida; Pectinidae
Product: 39S ribosomal protein L40, mitochondrial-like
Exons: 5
Coding region: 59-673 (204 amino acids)
Cellular component (GO): mitochondrial ribosome; mitochondrial large ribosomal subunit
Source: RefSeq, a predicted model, not a curated record
AGUGCCUCUUUACCCUCAAUAAAACAUCCGACAGUCAUCUUAUCCGAAAAGAAAAAAUAUGGCAGCCCCCAUGAUAAACAGUCUUACUGCAAACUUUUCAAGGCUUGGAGUAGCAGCUAGGACAGCCUCCAGCUCACUACAGCUAAACCGAUGUCUGAGGACCCAGGCCCACCCUCUACUCUUCCUGACAACUGACCAUCUCCAGAAGAAAGGACAACACCCGCAUAUGAAUAAGAGAUUGGGCAAAAAGAAAAAACAGCUUGAAAAAUUGCUAGCCAAGAUGGACAAAAGAGCCCAACUAAUCAAAGCUCCCAUCAAAGAACGCAUUAUUGACAUGAAACUUGAAAAAGAGGCAGUCAAAAUUAGAAAACGAGAACUGUCAGUCCCACCUGAAGAAAGGGAGAAGGAAAUGAAAAAAUUCUCGCACGAAUGGAAAGUGUACUGCAGAGAUUUUAUAACACAAGAAAUACAUACGGUACAAAAGCGGUUAUUAUCACAACAAAAGGCUCUGGGGGAAUUACGGAAGGAGUCGGAGGAACUUUAUCAGAAGGCCAUUGCUAUUGAUGAAGAUUUGUACAAUUUUUCGGUGAAGAGACUUACGGAUACACCAGCCAUCCCAGGGUUCCAACCUAUUGAUGGAGAGUACACUGAUGUUACCAUUAAAUAUGACUGACCGAUGGCUUGGCUGAUGAUCAAGAAACAUUUAUAACAACUUAUGUCCAGUUGAGACCGACUGAUGGUUUUGCUGAUAUUAUAAAGAAACUUUUAUAACAACUAAUAUCUUGUUGAGACUGACCACUGGCUUGGCUGCCAUAUAUUUUUUUUUUUUAUUUGAGACUGACCGAUGGUUUUGCUGCCAUAUAAAGAAACAUUUUUAACAACUAAUGUCCAGUUAAGACUGACCGACAGGUUGGCUACUACACGACGGAACAUUUGUGAUGUCUUAAGUUCAGCUAUUGGGGGGCAGCCCCAGUCUCUUUUAACUCAUGUCCAACAGAUUCUUCAGAUUAUAUAGCUCCGUCACAUGUCUUUGCAGUAAAACCUGGUUAUACUUCCAUUAUUUGUCCAGAAAAAAUGUCAUUAUAAAGGUGUUUGGCAAAAUAAAUUGAAGGAAAUACUUGAAAUAAUUCAAGAAAACGUAAAGAAGACAGGUUUAUUAAUACAAUGAAUAUUUAAGUACAUAACAUACUUUACGUAGUUAUUCCAUGUGACGGGUGAAGUUAACACUAGGCAUGUGACGGGUGAAGUUAACACUAGGCAUGUGACAGGUGAAGUUAACACUAGGCAUGUGACUGGUGAAGUUAACACUAGGCAAAUUUGGAUUUACUGGUGAAUGGCGGAAAGUUUGACCGAACAAAGGUUGCUGGAAUAAAGUACAUUUCGAAGGACAUAAACAGGAAUCAUUAACAACAAAGGACAUAGACAGGAAUCAUUAAC